Teleopsis dalmanni is the source of this 1563-nucleotide messenger RNA. Its product is annotated as prostaglandin D2 receptor. NCBI's taxonomy places the organism in Eukaryota, Metazoa, Arthropoda, Insecta, Diptera, Diopsidae. Bases 254 to 1384 code for a protein of 376 amino acids. Gene Ontology annotation, molecular function: G protein-coupled receptor activity. The transcript is spliced from 5 exons. Gene Ontology annotation, biological process: inflammatory response; adenylate cyclase-activating G protein-coupled receptor signaling pathway; positive regulation of cytosolic calcium ion concentration. Gene Ontology annotation, cellular component: plasma membrane. The record is from RefSeq and is a predicted model, not a curated record.
ACCUGUUUGUACUAUUUUUUGACUAUUUAUUAUAUUUUAAUUGAAAAGUAUUUAGUGCAACUCUGAAAAUUGACAUCAACAAAAAACUAUAAUUAAAUUGGCACCUGCAAAGUGCAACGCCAGUCGGCAACUUGUGGUACUUUUUUCAUAUAUUCAAUUUGCAUGCAUUAAAACAAUAACAAUUUGCUUAAGUUGAACAAAUAUCGAAAAUAUCUCGCAAAGAAACUGAUUGAAGCAGUUUUACGUUUGCAAUAUGGAUAACUCUACAUUAUCAGAUGCAAUGAACGAAACAGUAAGCAGUAAUCUGCCGCUUUAUUACAAUCGUCGACGAUUCGUAUACGGCGGCAUUAUGAUGUCUCUGGGUGUAGUUGGUAACUUUCUGGCUCUUUUGAUAUUGGCGCGCAAAAAAACCGGAAAGAAUAGCAAAUAUACUUUAAUGCUGCGCUCCUUGGCUACAAAUAAUCUUAUUGGAUUACUCGGUAUGAUAACAACGCUUUUGCUAAAGCUCUAUUUGCCUGCUGAGGUCUUUGCGAGGUACACCCACUGGGAUUGUGCUCUAAAAGUUGUAUGGCGUUUCUUUGGAUUGUAUUCGGGCUGCAUUGCUGCUGUCAUGGCUAUUGAGCGUUGGAUGGCUUUAGCACGCCCUUUCAUCUAUCACAAGCACAUAACAUAUGAACUUGUACGCAAAACAAUUCAUUCACUGAUACUCAUUGCGAUUGUUAUCACGUUUUUGCCGUUCGUCGGUUUUGGCGCCUAUAUUGAUGAAAGUAAUCCGGAAAAGCCUGUAUGUAUGCGUUACCGUGAUGCUCAGGGUUUCUGGAAUAAAUCAUAUGCUGUACUUUUUAUGAUUUUCGGAACCACGCUGUGCAUCGUAAUUGUUGCUUGUAAUUUAUUUGUUGCUCGAGUUUUAUGUGUUAUUGGACGUAGUCGUACCACCACACGUCACAUGCACUACGACAUGGUAAAUCGUGAGAAAGGCAGUCGCAUCGAUGCCGAACCUAGCAGUGGUUCAUCAUUGUACCACCAUAGUAAUAGUGUCACCAUGACGGCUGCCUCGUCCCCCGAUGAGAUUAAAUUCGCUAAAUUGAUGGCCUUUCUGAGCAUAUCCUUUGUUAUAUGCUGGAUGCCGCAAAUGAUUGCUAUACCAAUGGCUAUAUCGACAAAUCCAGUACGCAAAACGCAUCCAUUCUUUAUGUUAGCUGACUUUCUCAUGGCUCUACAUUUCACCUCAGACCCUUAUAUCUAUGUCUUAAGCCGUACCAAGCACGGUUACCUUUUGGGUUGCAUAAAACGUUGGCGCUGCAAUCUGAAACGGUCACAAAGCGACCAAAGCCGCUUACGCACCACAAUCGAACAAAAUACCACAGACUGUGGUGUAAAUUAAAACUAUGUAUAUAAGCAUUAUAUCUCAUUUUACAAUUGAAUAAUAUUUUUAAAUUAAAUUAAAUUUAAGUUUAGGUAAUAAUUGCAUUUUCCAAACCAAAAAUCUUAAUAUUGUUAGGAUCGAAUGAAGUACUUAAUACAUUCAAUUUGAAAUCACAAAAUUGUUAUUUUUAGCAUUUA